Wickerhamiella sorbophila is the source of this 1017-nucleotide messenger RNA. Its product is annotated as Sterol-4-alpha-carboxylate 3-dehydrogenase, decarboxylating. Gene Ontology annotation, molecular function: 3-beta-hydroxy-Delta5-steroid dehydrogenase (NAD+) activity. Bases 1 to 1017 code for a protein of 338 amino acids. The transcript has a single exon. Gene Ontology annotation, biological process: steroid biosynthetic process. The record is from RefSeq and is a predicted model, not a curated record. NCBI's taxonomy places the organism in Eukaryota, Fungi, Ascomycota, Dipodascomycetes, Dipodascales, Trichomonascaceae.
AUGACUUCGGCUCUCAAGAGUGUGCUGCUGGUGGGUGGAAGCGGUUUUCUCGGUUUACACUUGAUCAAUGAGUUUUGGCAACUAGAGCCGCGACCGGAAAUUCAUGUUUUUGAUAUUAGAGAGCUCCCAGAUACUAGUGGCUACAAGUUUGAUCGUUCCAAGAUUGUUGUCCACGUAGGUGAUUUGACCAAAGAAGAAGACGUCAAGGCGGCUCUUUCUGCAUCCUCUCCUCAGAUUGUCGUUCAUUCAGCCUCACCCAUUCAUGGUAUGGGGAAAGAAAUCUACCAUAAGGUCAAUGUUGUGGGAACUAAAACUUUAAUCAAGUGCUGCGAGGACGCCAAAGUGCCUGCUUUGAUUUACACGUCUUCUGCGGGUGUUGUUUUCAACGGCGAGGACUUAUUUGGUCCCGAUGAGCGUCUCCCCUUCCCAAGUAAGGCUAUGGAUGCCUAUAACUCCACCAAGCAGGAAGCUGAGGUUUUCGUACUGAAAGCGAACGGUGCACUCAAGACAGUAGCGCUUCGUCCUGCUGGUAUCUUUGGUCCUGGUGACAGACAAAUGAUCCCUUCGCUAAGAACAAUGGCAGAACGUGGUCAGCACAAAAUCCAACUAGGUGACAACUUGAAUCUUUUCGACGUGACGUACGUGGGCAAUGUUGCAUAUUCGCAUGUUUUGGCUGCCCAGAAGCUGAUGGAGAACGCCCCUGGUGUUGCUGGGGAAGCCUUUUUCAUCACUAAUGACGAACCGAUCUACUUCUGGUCUCUGGCGAAACAAAUCUGGAAGCACGACGGUUACAUUGCUGAGAGACAGUUUGUUAUUCCCAAAUCUUUGGGAGUAGUUCUAGGCUAUCUUUCACAAUGGGGGUGCGCUCUUGUUGGAAAAGAGCCCUCUUUUACUGCGUUCCGUGUGAGAACAGCCUGUGCGACCAGGUAUUAUAAUAUUUCAAAGGCUAAAGAGCGUCUUGGAUACAGCCCGAAAUGGUCAUUGGACGAAGCAAUCGAGGAGACACUCAAAGCUUGA